AUGGCGCAGACAAAACACUUCUUCUCAGACCCCACCCAUCUGGUUCACACGGCGCUCAAUUCGCUGACGCUCACUAACCCGUCACUCGCGUUCGACCGCGAGAAUAAGAUCAUCUUCCGUCGUCCCGAUGUCGUGAGGAAGGGGAAAGUCGCCAUCAUAUCGGGUGGAGGGUCUGGUCACGAACCCGCGUUCGCGGGGUUCGUCGGCCAGGGUCUCCUGGAUGCAUCGGCGGCAGGCACCAUCUUUGCGUCUCCGAACGCAGAGCAGAUUCGUAUCGCUGCAAUGGAGCGUGUUAACAAUGAACAAGGAGUGCUCAUCAUUCCUAUGAACUACACCGGCGACGUCCUCAAUUUCGGUAUGGCCGCGGAGAAGUCGCGCGCUGCCGGAAUCAAGACCGAGUUCUUCGCCAUCAAUGACGAUGCCGGUGUUGGCAAAACCAAGGGCGGCAAGGUUGGUCGCCGCGGUAUUGGAGGCGGUGUCCUGAUCCUGAAGAUCGUCGGCGCGCUGGCAGAGGCUGGUGGCUCGCUUGAAGAGGUCUACAAGACCGCUCAGUUGGCAAAUGAGAAUCUUGCCUCGGUCGGCUCAUCAUUGGAGCACGUCCAUGUUCCUGGUCGAGAGCCAUCGGAUGACCACAUCCCAGAGGGCGAGGUUGAGAUCGGCAUGGGUAUCCAUAACGAGCCAGGAUCUACCCGCACCAAGACUACUCUCGUCGAUCUAGUUGCGACGAUGCUCCUCCAGAUCCUGGACCACAACGACCCUGACCGAUCAUAUAUCACGCAUUCGCCAGGGGACAAAUUUGUGCUGCUGGUUAACAACCUUGGUGGGCUCAGCACUCUCGAGCUGUCCGGUAUCACCGAUGAGGUCUACCGCCAGCUCGGUAAAUCGUAUCAGAUCAAGCCCGAGCGAGUUAUCCAGGGCACCUUCCUCACCAGUCUGAAUGGACUCGGGUUCAGCAUCUCACUGCUCAAGCUGGCAGACACCGGGCUGGGCCCCGGCAAGUCGUUCCUUGAGCUCCUCGACGCUCCCGCUGAGGCGGUCGGCUGGUCCGCGCCUAUCAAGCCUGCGACGUGGGAAUACCGCAAUGCCCCCGGAAUUGAAGUCAAGAGAGCCAAGCCAGCCGAGCAGCCUCCCAGCAACGUCAAGCUGGAUAUCGCAAAGGUUCGCAAAGUCCUCGGGGCCGCUCUUAAGCGCAUGAUCGAUGCGGAGCCCCAGAUCACCCGCUACGACACCAUCGUCGGCGACGGCGACUGCGGCGUCGGGCUCAAGCGCGGCGCCCAGGCUGUUCUCGACCUCCUCAACGACGCCUCUGCAAACCUCAACGACGAUAUCGUCCACACAGUUAAUCGCAUCGUCACCGUCGUUGAAAACACUAUGGACGGCACCUCUGGCGCCAUCUACGCCAUCUUCCUUAAUGCCCUUGUCCACGGCCUCCGUGAGCAAGACAAGGGUACCGAAACGCCUGCUGAUACCGACGUCUGGGGCACUGCGUUGAAAUACUCUAUCUCCGCGCUUGGGAAGUACACCCCUGCCCAGGUCGGUGACCGUACCAUGAUUGACGCCCUCGUACCGUUUGCGCAAACUCUAGCGGACAAGCGGGAUGUGCAUGCUGCUGCCAAGGCCGCGGAGGAGGGCACCGAGGCCACAAAGCACAUGAAGGCGUCGCUGGGGCGGGCGGUGUAUGUUGGAGGCGAGCAGGAAUGGGUUGGCAAGGUGCCGGAUCCAGGCGCCUACGGGCUCAGUGAGUUCUUUACUGGGCUGGCGGGCGCUCUAUAG
Molecule: messenger RNA, 1773 nt
Organism: Aspergillus nidulans FGSC A4
Lineage: Eukaryota; Fungi; Ascomycota; Eurotiomycetes; Eurotiales; Aspergillaceae
Product: putative dihydroxyacetone kinase (DakA)
Exons: 4
Coding region: 1-1773 (590 amino acids)
Biological process (GO): anaerobic glycerol catabolic process; glycerol metabolic process; glycerol catabolic process
Molecular function (GO): glycerone kinase activity; triokinase activity; ATP binding
Source: RefSeq, a predicted model, not a curated record